UUUUGAUCUGGCCUUGCUCGGGGAUGCGCAGUUUCUGGUGAAUUGCAGGGUCUUCUGUAAAGAAGGACUGACUGACCUUGAACUAGCUUACGGGCGGUGAACAUUGGGUAUUUUGGUAGGCUUUUACUGUUAUUUCAACUCAGCGAGAAAACAGUUCGUCGCUCAAGUUGCUUCGUUUCUUGAUCAUCCGUUUGAGUUGUGGGGAACACAUCGCCACGAAAAUUUUCCAGUGAUGGUUUUGGUUGUAUCAAACAAGAAACGCGUACGAAUGCGGAUGCACAGGCUACUGCUCGCAUACGGUGCGUUCUUGCUGAUAGCACAGCAUUGCUUUCCUAACGGCGUGACGUCGUUGUCCUUACAAUAUACACCGACAGUGGCAACGCACCGUUCACGUCUAUCGCUUGCGAAUUGCGACGUCCAAGAGGAUCCGGAGAGUCUUGGCGAGUCUAAAGUGGUGGUCGUGGUGGGUGCGGGGGUGGCAGGGUUGGCCGCCGCAUGGACCUUGCUGCAACAGCCGCAGCAGUCAACUAGAGGAAUCGCUACGCAUUCAGAAUUCCGUGACGAAAAAGAGCAUCCACUGAAAGUCUUGGUACUGGAAGCAAAGGAUCGGGUUGGUGGAAGACUUUGGUCCGUGCCAAUGAGUCAGGGCACAACUACCACGAAGCUCGGUGAAAAUGCGAACACUUCGACAGUACGUCAGCAGCAGACGAACGAGGCAACCAUUGUGGACCUUGGUGGCAUGUACUGGCACGGCGACUCGCCCGUGCUUCAACAUCUGCAAAGUUGCUUUCCGACCUUUGAAACGGUAGCUUCGGGAGGAACUUCUCAGCAUCCUGGUAGAAGUGGAGCCCAAUGGUUGAUGUACGAUGAAAAUGGAAAUCUACAGCCGUUACCCCUCAACGAACAAGCCCAGAUUCAAGUCUUGUAUGAUCGUUGGGACGAGCACAUGUGCGCUGAGUACGCUACUCAUCGUCGUCAGGACCGUUUGCUUCGCAAAUUUAUGGAGCUGGAUACGCCCAAGUUGUUGUCAGGCUGGUCGCAGAUAUUCUUAGAGAAAUUGAGUGUCAGGGAACAAUCCUUGCUCCAAUUUCAACUCGACAUGGCGUUUGGUCUCGACGGAGGCAUCCCUUUGGCGGGACACGCUCUGCGGGGACUUGAUAGUGAUUGGGAUUGGAUCCAAUAUAAGGGUGAAGAUCGAGUUUCAAAACAAGGUAUGCAACACGUCAUGAAGGAACUAUCGGAUGACAUUGUAGCAAAAGGAGGCACGGUCCAAACUGAGCAACGUGUGACACGAAUUCAGUACGCGUCUUCUUCACUGGAGUACAAGGUCACCAUCACGACCGAAUCUGGUACCCAAUACUAUGCCGACGCUUGUAUUGUAGCGUUGCCGCUGGGUGUUCUGAAAGCAUCUUCGUCGGUCCUUUUCGAUCCAGCAUUGCCAAGCCGCAAACAAUCCACUUUGGAUCGUGCGGCUGUCGGAGCUCUGAAUACGGUAGCCGUACGAUGGAAUCGUCCAGUGUGUGCCCGAAACACAACAGCGUAUUAUCUGGUAGGAGACAAGUACCCGCAGAAUCCAUUGAGGAACGGGUAUGUCUGUUCCGGAAAUCUACGUGGUGACGACCCGACCGUCACGCAGUUUUACCUCUCCGAAACUUGUUUCGAUUUUGACGACAUGACAUAUUGGAAGACGCAAGCACUCGAGAUUGUCCAAGAUCUGAUGCCUGGUGAACCAAAACUUGCUUUGGAUGAUAUUUUGGACAUCAAGGUUUCACAAUGGCAUUUGGAUCCGGAUAUUCGUGGAUCCUACUCAGCACCAGCUACGAAUACUCGGGGUAACAUGGAUCGUAAGCGUUUAGCGGAAUCUGUGGACCGAGCUCUAUUCUUUGCUGGUGAACACACACACUAUGAAGGACGCUAUCAAAGUAUUGAUGGAGCCUACGAAACGGGAGUACGAGCUGCUGCCGAAGUUGCGGACGCCCUCGUUGAUCGGUUGCAUCACAGUAGGGAGCGAGGAGUUAACACGGCAGGAUUUUAAUUCUCAAGCGCAUUCAGGCGUCUCGACUUCUUCCGGUCUUCUCGAUUAACCCAUCGUCCUAUAGCUUUCAAGAUUUCAUCGACUAAGAGAAUGGGUGCAGCCCAGGAGAUAACCAGGGCCC
Phaeodactylum tricornutum CCAP 1055/1 is the source of this 2156-nucleotide messenger RNA. Its product is annotated as flavin-containing amine oxidase. The record is from RefSeq and is a predicted model, not a curated record. Lineage: Eukaryota; Bacillariophyta; Bacillariophyceae; Surirellales; Neidiaceae. Gene Ontology annotation, molecular function: oxidoreductase activity. Bases 233 to 2035 code for a protein of 600 amino acids. The transcript has a single exon.